AGCGAACGUGACUCUUAUUAAUUGUAUUUCGGGAUAUUUCAUCAGUAUAUUGGAAACUUCGUAUUCGGGAAUCAAAUAUCGUCGGUGGACGACCUCAAGAUUUGCGCCUACCAAAGUGCGCUGAUUGACAACGUAGUAAAACUUCAAAAUUUGAAGCCGCCAAGAUGGUGAACAUAACGGAGAAGAUCAAGGAGAUUGAGGAUGAGAUGAAAAGGACGCAGAAGAAUAAGGCCACUGAAUAUCAUCUUGGACUUCUAAAAGGAAAACUCGCACGUUUACGAGCGCAACUUCUGGAACCUGGUCCCGGAGCGGGUGGUGGGGGUGGCGCUGGUUUCGAUGUUAGCAAGAGUGGUGAUGCCCGAAUAGCGCUUGUUGGCUUCCCAUCCGUGGGUAAAUCGACGUUCUUAUCCAAAGUCACGAAAACGAAAUCCGAAGUUGCUUCAUAUGCCUUCACAACCCUGACGGCGAUUCCCGGUGUGCUGGAGUAUGGUGGUGCAGAAAUCCAGUUACUCGAUCUGCCAGGUAUCAUUGAGGGUGCCGCAGAAGGCAAGGGUAGAGGACGACAGGUUAUCUCAGCUGCCAAGACGAGCGAUCUUAUCCUCAUGGUCCUAGAUGCGACUAAGAGAGCAGAGCAAAGAGCUCUGCUGGAAGCCGAAUUAGAAGCUGUCGGUAUUCGAUUAAACAGGGAGCCACCGAACAUCUAUUUGAAAGUUAAAAAGGCUGGUGGGAUGAAGAUCAAUUUCCAGUCGACACCCAAGUAUUUAGACGAGAAGAUGGUGUAUAACAUCCUACGCGACUAUAAGAUGCUGAACUGCGAAGUUCUGAUUCGAGAUGAUGAGGCAACAGUCGACGACCUGAUUGAUGUUAUCAUGAAGGACCACCGCAAGUACAUCAAAUGCCUUUACGUCUACAACAAGAUCGACAGUGUCUCGCUUGAUUUCCUAGACAAGUUGGCUCGCGAGCCUCAAACCGUUGUUAUGAGCUGCGAACUGGAUCUUGGCAUCCAAGACGUGGUAGAUCGGUGUUGGAAGGAGCUGCAACUAAUUAGAAUUUACACGAAGAGAAAGGGUGUAGACCCUGAAUUCGGUGAUGCAUUGAUUGUACGGAACAAUGCUACUAUCGAGGAUGUUUGCGAUCGAAUCCACCGGACUUUAAAGGAUACCUACAAGUAUUCCCUAGUAUGGGGUGCGAGUGCUAGGCAUAUCCCGCAGAGGGUUGGCUUAGGACAUGUCGUGGCGGAUGAGGACGUGGUUUACGUAGUUAGCGGGUACAAGGCAUAGCAUAGCAUCAUGGUCAAUAGUACAACAAUCCUCCAAGAGAA
Molecule: messenger RNA, 1321 nt
Organism: Annulohypoxylon maeteangense
Lineage: Eukaryota; Fungi; Ascomycota; Sordariomycetes; Xylariales; Hypoxylaceae
Product: P-loop containing nucleoside triphosphate hydrolase protein
Exons: 6
Coding region: 165-1280 (371 amino acids)
Biological process (GO): cytoplasmic translation
Cellular component (GO): cytoplasm
Molecular function (GO): GTPase activity; GTP binding
Source: RefSeq, a predicted model, not a curated record